Cyprinodon tularosa is the source of this 5924-nucleotide messenger RNA. RefSeq names its product sperm acrosome membrane-associated protein 6 (gene spaca6). Gene Ontology annotation, biological process: fusion of sperm to egg plasma membrane involved in single fertilization. The transcript is spliced from 12 exons. The record is from RefSeq and is a predicted model, not a curated record. Lineage: Eukaryota; Metazoa; Chordata; Actinopteri; Cyprinodontiformes; Cyprinodontidae. The coding region runs from base 4813 to 5814 and encodes 333 amino acids.
AAAAAAAAAAACAACAAAUAAAUGAGCAUCGUUUUGACAUUCAGACAUGAGUUAAGUAUAUUUGUAAAUGAGUUAGUCCAGAAUGUACCCUGAGGACUUUUAAAAAGCAAUUAAUACAAUCAUAAUGUUUUAUCUGCUCUUCUCUCUCUUCAUUUGAUUGAACCAUGGACUUUUAUCCAUCUUCAGCACCUCUGAUCCUCUCAGUGUUCCUUCAGUGUUCCACCUGUGCCUGAUUUAAAUGUAGGUUCUUGAUCUACAUGAUUCGUCUCCUGAUGGAGGCCUCACUGUAUAAUCAGAACCAGGAACUAGUGUCACAUUUGAACAAGCCAUAAUGUGAAUAAUAAUAACGGGUUAUAAUAAUAAAAUAAUGAUGAUGAUAAAAACAAUACUCAUAAGGUUAAAAAAGUCCAAGCAUUAUUGAAAUUCUACAGGUUAUUUGUAGAAAACCUGGAACAUCCCAUAAAAUAUUUUUGUUAAAGUCACAAUAGAGAUUUUACCUGUGAUAAAUUAAGGUUUCUUUUUUUUUCUUACUUUCUUUUAAAGGUUCCUGGCAAACCUUGACCCCAAAUACUGAUUAUUUUUUCUAGGUAUGGGGAAAAAAUGGGUUUUAAUGAUGCAGUUGUUUGUGGUCAUUAUCCAGAGUUUUUGCAUUUAGGGAAAUUUGUAGUUUUUGUUAUAACUUGACUAGUUCACCACAUACAUAAAAAAGAGCCUCUAAUGGUGGUACUCUAAUUAUUAUUAGUGAACAUUUUAUUGCAGUCUAUACAUAUUUAUACAGUAAUAUUGAGAUAAUAAUGCAUUUGAGAUAUUCAUGUAAGCAUAGUCCCAGAAAUAAAGCAAAAGCUCUUUGUAUAGCAGCAGAAAAUUACAUGCAUGUUAACUAAUAGAAUAAUUUUUAAAAAGCAAGAACUCAGAUUGUUCAUAAUUAAACAAAAAACAAACACAAAUUUGCAUUAAAUAUUUAUGAAAACUGCAACAAAAAGUAAAGAUAUUUAGUAGAAGAAAACAAAAUAUUGAAGAAAAGUCUAGAAAGUUGAUCUUAUGUGUUGUGGAACAGAUGAUGUUGUUUGGCUUCAUUUUCUUCCUCCUGGCAAACAACGAGUUAAGUGAAUGUCAAAGGUGAGCAGCCAUUAAACUGAUCAAAUGAAUCAGGUCUGUUGAUGAGAAGUGCUAUUAUUACUAAACUUAUAAGUUAGCUUUAUUAAGAAUAUUUGUGUUUUGUUUAAAUGAACUUCUGUAAAUAAGGGUUUGAUCACUCAGUAUACAUCUUUAAUGCAGUAUAUUCUCAUUUCAUCAAAAAAGAUAAAUGAUGUUCUAUGAGAUUAAUAGCACCACACAUCCUAUCAGGGAACUGUACAACAAAAUCAGAUCCAAAUAAUUUAAAAACUUAAUUUUUUGACUAUGUCUUACAGAUUUCUUUAAACCUCUAAGCCUACAACACUUUUCAAUAUUUCAAUUUGGCUUAAAGAAUUUAAUAAUCAACAUAUUUUUAUCUAGUCUUCCUACACUGUGCAGUGUCUCAUUGUAUAUACUUGCAGUAAAUGUGACGCCCCACUGUCUAUAAGAGAAAACAGUUGUUAUAAAAUAGCAUUAAUAAUUAUUCACAAAGUUAACUUAAUAUUUAUACAGAAAAUUAUUACAGAGUUAGACCAUUUAAGAUACAAGCCCAGAUGUUUUGAAAAUGUUUUGUGGUGUAAUUUAGCUCAUUGUGUUCGACCAUGAUGCCUGUUAUUAAAUUAGUAGGGAAAACAGGAACCUUGACAGCCUUAAAACAUCACCCAAAUUGUUAAUAAGAUGGCAGCCCCAUGCUGUGCAGGCAUUUGCAGCAGAAAGGACCAGUAAACCACAAAAGUGAAUAAAAAAAGAAGUGCAUAUACCAUAAAGAUAAAGCUUAGGCACAAAUAGGUCUUUUAGACUAAUUAUUUGUCCUAAAAAGUGAAAAAAGGCUGAGCUUGAUUUAAUGACAGACAACAAGACAACAUUGUGUUGUGUAUAUAUUUUAUACUGGCUAUGUAGAUCUUUAUCCUUAAUGUGGCUUCCUUGAUCAUUAACAUUUUCCCUUUAUGAUCAGACUCCCACUGCUCCUAGAAAUAGCUAACAUUUCAUCUUAAUAAACCACCAUCGAUCCCAAAACUUUCCACAACAUGGUGGACUUUAGGUAAUAGAAGGGAGAUUGGAUUUUUGAAAUUCUGCUGACCAGUCACAGGUCCAGUCUAGUCAAGACUGAAGGUUUGAUUCUGGUAGUUAAUAGUAUUCUGAUUUUGCUUUCCUCUUUUAAACUGGGUGAUUCUUCAAACUUCUAUAAUGCUUAAACAUCAGAGAAGUGUGCCUUAUUUAACGCAGACUUGUCAUUUGCUCAAAAAGCUAUACAUUUUUUUAUUUAAGUGAAAGCAUUAAUAGGCCAUUAACUGGAGGUUGAUAUCAGAGAAAUAAUUGAUUAGAAAUAUGAUGACACACAAUGUACUUAAACUAAUGACCAUAGAUUUUAUGACUCACAGCUGGCAAAUAUAGCUUAAAAUUAUAAGUCAUAAAUCAUAUGUGAAUGAUUUGGAGGUCAGUGCUUUGCUAAACACUACAGCAACUGUUAGAGAAGCUCUGUUUUCUCUACAUUAAACAUGCUACUUCUACUUUAAUGUCAUCAUUUACACACUAUUGCUCUAUUUUCUUUUUACUACUUCACCACCUCAUCUCAGCAUGUCAGGCUGGUGCCUCGAACAGCAGCCAUCUGCAGUGCAUUACAGCUAGUUCUCCUCCCUGCGUGGAAGGGUGAAAAAAAGAGGGCAUAUAUCUAAAAUCUGCUGAGUCUGCACCGCUAGUUGUGGUGUUCUUUAUUACCAGCACACAAGGCUAUUCUCCUGCCAGAACAGACAGCUAAACAUCAGGCAAGUGAAAAGGUCUCAGGGAGGAAAGCUUUAUUGUUUUCUACUCGCUUCUUUGAUGUGCUCGGCUUGUUUUGUUUUACAGAUUGUGCAUACUGCGUAUAUAUGUGAGCAGAUAUCAUGCAAUCAUCCUUUGAGAAGGAUAAAAAAAUGCCAUUUAAUAAAAAACGCCACCGUGUUUCUUCUAGGCGUCUGCUCACACAGACCUGGCAAACGGCAGUUCUUGCUAUAGCAAUUGACAGAAACAGGUGUGAUGAUGAGCAGCAGAGUAACAAUAUUAAGCACUGUGCAGAACCUCCUGGGAUGCAACAGCGAACUGGAGCAUCCCAGUCCUGAGACAGAUGAGGCAGACACCCUCCCAGACUGGUGAUGUCAUCCCCGUGGAGAACCUCCAGUGCUUUGUCUCUCAGCAGUACUGCAGAGUACAGCCACAGGCACACACACACUCACUCACACACCUGUCUGUGACAUUCGGCUUUUGUCACUCAGGUUCGAAGGCUGCUUGAGCCAAAGAGUACUGCUUUUUUCCCUCAGCCUUGCAGCAAAAUGGCGCCCCAGAUAUCACGCAUCUUGGAGAGAGGUGCUCCAUUGUGACCAGGAGGACCAGUAACAACUGCACACUCCAGUCUGCAAACAACACAAAUCGCAUAUAUGUGCUGUAAACAUGCAGGAGUUUGUCUUGUGGCAACAAAGCAGGAGCAAACAAAAGGAUAUGUGCAUCAGGAGCUCAUGCAGAGGAGAACACUCAAAGCACACCAGCAGAUACUGUAAACACAUUCAGGUUGUUAUUUCCUAUGCAAAUUGGAGUGCCAUGGUUUUACAGUAUGACUGUAGAGAUGAAGAUGCUCCUCAAAGGCUUUUGUUGCAUCAGAGUGUUGAAAAAGACAACUGUUCAUAGCAGGAUCAAAGCGUAAAAUGCUGCCUAGGUAAAAAAAAUGCUAGGAUACAGACAGUGGAUGUAUUAUGAUUAUUCGGUAGGUAUAGCAUUAUCAAGCUUUUCCAUAAUCCAACAGAACCCCUGACAGAUUUCUGUGGUAAACAGAGCUUUGCAAAGGCAUUUUUAUCCCAUGGGUUUAUCCACAUUUUGUCACAACCAAGAACUUUAUUUUAAUGUGCUGGACCAUAAAUAGCUGAUAAUUGGGAAAGUAAAUGAAAUAAUCCAUGGUUUUAUGAUAUUUUUUGUUGUUUAGACACCUAAUGUGAAUAUGUGUCUUUGCAGUUGAUGCCUUGACUGAGCACUUUGUUGAACCAGAAAUGUUGCAGUGAUGUUGCAGUUUUUUGAGGAAAGCACGUUUGGUGACAACAGCCCUGCAGACACAAAAGGUGAAGCGCCACGAAGACAUUGUCAGGUAGGUAGAGAGCAGAAUAAUGGAAUCAAAACUAUUGUCUGCAACCUACCUGCUGCUGGGCUCCCUGUCUGGCCCCGACAGAGACCAUCAAGCGGAGAGAGAAAGAGAGAGAGAGAGACGAGAAGGGGAGGGAGCUGAGAGGAGAAACAGAAUCACUCUGGCUGUGAGAGAAAGGAAAGGAAGAGGCUGACUCUGAGCUGGGCCUGACUGUUCAUCUGUCACUUUCCAUAAAUCUGGACAUAAAUUAAAAUUCAAAUAUUUUCUCUGAUUUUUCUCGCUGAUACCCUUCUCACUUUUUCUUGACACGUACGUGAGCGUUCAACUCCCUUUUUAUCUGCCCCUCUCCUCCUCAUCUGCGCCACCUCCCUCCUCAGCUCACGCCAUCUCUGUGCUCUGCAGUAAAACUGGUGCAUUGAGGCAGCAGGAAAUGGGGACUAGAAACAAUAGAAUGGAGAGAAGAACAGAAGGUUCUGUCUGCAAAUGUCUGCAACCAGAAAAAUUAGAAUGCUGUCCCGUUUUGUCACCAUGGAACCCAGGUUUGAAUAAAAACAAACAUUUAGUUACAUUUUGAGCUCCAAUUGAAAAUGUGCAGGGCUAUUGUGUGGCUGGCAAGUGUUUGUUUGCUGAUUUGCCCCUCUUUGAGCUGCUAUGACUGCUUCAUCGACGUCGAGGAGAGUCUUCGGCUGUGCUGGGGUCACGUUCUGACAAACACCAACGUCAGAAACAUGGACGAAUGCUUCAGGAAGCUGGACCGCAUAUUUAACACCAACCAGACAGUGAUAGAGGCUGGGAGAGUGGGUGAAGGCUUCGACAUCAAGCUGAAGGAGAUCCUAGAGGCAGAGAUUUUGCCCAUAGUGGAGGAGUUUGACCAAAACCUGAAUAUGGACACUGUGUACGAGAGGAGGUUGCAGACAGCAGCAGACAAUUUCAUUGCAGCUGCCUCCAAACUGCCUAGAGUUUCUGGCUGCUUUCCUCCAUGUGGUUUCCAGAAUGCAGGUGCUGUGUACAACUGCAUCACCUGCCAAUACGACUCCUGUGAAUUCCCACUCGACUGUCCAGUUGAAGAAAUUGAAGUAAUGGAGAACCACAAGGCCCAAAUGUGGUGUGAUGUGGCAUUUGACCUACCAAGUGAUAUUGAGGUGAUCUGGAGGUUUGCAGAAGAGAUCAAAACACAGGAAAUGGACCAGUUUAUAGAGGUGACUGCAGGUGUAGACAGACUUUACUCCAUUCCAUCAACUAGCCUGCAGCAUCAGGGCACCUACCAGUGUGAGAUUUACUCAGGCAGUCGCUCUAUUGUCAGGAUCUACUUCUACAUUACAGUGACCCCCCAGCUUGUGGCAGGCCACACAGAGCUGCAGGAGAUAUUUGACCUGUCUCUGCUCCCAGGAGGGCAGUUACUCACUGCGCCUGGUGCUGCUCCGCGCUCCUUUCUCCCCCUCCUCCUCGUUCUUCUCACCACCUGUUUAACCACUUCACUGCUGCUGCUGUUCCUCACCCUGGGGGUACUGUACUGGUCUUCAUCAGAGGAAGACCAUAAUGAGGGAGAUGCAGAUGACGAUGAUCACUUUGAAUUUGAAAUGUCAUAGGUUUUGACUGGAAGAAAAGAAAAGGCCCAGAUUUGUGUUGGAGCCAUUAAAGAACUCUUCUUCUAUAUGUUAAAGUUUAUUUUAUUUUUUUUCUUAACUUUGGUUGUCUG